AUGGCGCCUAUGGCUCUUCCUCCUGGCUUCAGGUUCCAUCCGACCGACGAAGAGCUUGUCGCUUACUAUCUCAAAAGGAAGAUUAAUGGAAGGAAGAUAGAGCUUGAGAUCAUACCUGAGGUCGAUCUUUAUAAAUGCGAACCCUGGGAACUGCCUGAGAAAUCAUUUCUACCAAGCAAAGACCUUGAGUGGUACUUCUUCAGCCCUCGGGAUCGGAAGUACCCCAAUGGCUCGAGGACGAACCGCGCAACUCGAACUGGUUAUUGGAAAGCAACAGGGAAGGAUCGGAAGGUAAAUUCUCAUAAGAGAGGGGUUGGAAUGAAAAAGACCCUCGUCUACUACCGCGGCCGAGCUCCUCAUGGCUCUCGGACAAAUUGGGUCAUGCAUGAAUACCGCCUUGAUGAAAGCGAGUGUGAAACUGCUUCUGGGUUGCAGGAUGCAUAUGCGCUAUGUCGUGUAUUUAAGAAGAGCACACCUGGUCCUAAGAUUAUAGAGCAUGUUGGACUAAAUCAACAUGAAGAACAGUUGCAAUUGGAAGCAUUUGAUCUCACUCCUGAUGAAAGAGCAGAUCAUGAUGAUUUAGAAAGCAGCAACGUCUAUAAUCUUUUUCAAACACAUAGUAGCUUAUCUCAAAGCUUGGUUCAUGGCCCCUCAUUUGAUGCAAGUGCCUCAUGGAUGGAACACUUUCUGGCAGAAGAAUCAUCAGUCGUAAGCUCUACAAAUGUUCCCUUUCCAAGUCCUUCAUCAUUUUCCUCUAUGCUAUCAAAGGUAGAUGUAGCACUAGAAUGUGCGAGAUUUCAAAAUAGAUUCUUAAUGCCUCCAUUGGAGGUAGAAGACUUGUCACAACUCGAAGCUUCAAACUCAAAGAUCUUCGAAUCAGGUUUCUCUCAGUUCAGCACAACAGCAAACGAAAGUUUUCAGGAAAUUAAUUCAGUUGCAUCAGCUUCCCAUGAAUUUUGCAGAAACCCUAACUUUGAUGAAGACAUGUGGGCACUCAGAACUUCUUAUAGCUUCAAUGAAUUCUUCUCUCCGGUUGAAACUACUCAUGACUUAGGUUCUCCAGAAAUCAUUGCUAAGCCAAGUGCAAUGGGGGAGAAAGCAACCUUUGUCGACAUUAGUGAACUGGAGGAAGAGUUCAACCUAGAACAGAAGAAGGUAGAGAACUUAAGAAAUGUGAAAAUGUUGGAGGGGAAUAUGAUAACAGAAAUAAACAUAGAAUUCCAGCCAAGUCGGCAUCAAAAGUGCAGUCCUAAUCCUUCACCAGCACAAACUUCUAUGCUUGUUCAAGGAGAUACUCAUGGAGGAAUCAAUGAUAGGAUAAUCAACCUAGAAUCUCAAGCAGAUCAUGACUUCAAUCCGGAACAGAAGCAAGAUUUCCAUGAUAAUGUUAGUAGUUAUGAAGGUUUUUCUUCCUUUGAUGUUCUUGAGAAAGUUGAGUUCAACCAUGGGCUGUUUGUGUCAAGCAAAGCUGUAGCCAAAACAUUAUUUCACCACAUUGCACCAUCAAAGAAGAUCAAUGUUCAUAUGAAUCUUAUGGAUUUUGAGGUUAGAAAAUUCAAAUAUCCUUCAGAAGAUGGAUCUUAUAAGGUGUCUUUCUUUCAAAAAUUGAAAGAAUUUAUUUGCAACAAGAUAAUUGGGAUCAAGUUAGGGUGCCAUCUUGGCUGCAUUUUGAAAGUAUGUAGGAGCAUUCAUGUUUGGUGAUAUGUGGAAGAUACUUCUUCAAGGUUUCAACCUGCAUAAUAUUCAUCAAUGGCUGAAGGAAGAAAUCAAAGAACCGAGGAAGGAUCAAGUCCGUAUG
This is a messenger RNA of Dendrobium catenatum, 1798 nucleotides long. RefSeq names its product NAC domain-containing protein 86-like. Gene Ontology annotation, molecular function: DNA binding. Lineage: Eukaryota; Viridiplantae; Streptophyta; Magnoliopsida; Asparagales; Orchidaceae. Gene Ontology annotation, biological process: regulation of DNA-templated transcription. The transcript has 6 exons. The coding region runs from base 1 to 1701 and encodes 566 amino acids. The record is from RefSeq and is a predicted model, not a curated record.